CACUAAUACAAUUUAUUAUUUGGUUAAUAUAUUUCAACACUCAAAACCGAAUAUGUUUGCGAAAAUGAGAACGUUUCGGAAUCUAUUAGCGAGUGGAAGAGGAUUACAAGCUAUAAAUUCCAGCACAAAAAUAAUCAACAGAAAAAGCCAUGUUGUAUCCUACCGAAGCGCACCUCCACCCCAUUCAAAGGCCACUAAAAUUGGAGCUGUCGCUGUUGGUGGGGCUAUGUGGUGGUGGGUAAUCUGGCACUUAUGGCACGAACCUGAUCAUAUUACGGGAGAGUUUGACUAUCCCGACGCUUCAAAGUGGACCAAUGCUCAAUUGGGUAUCCCUCGUGAUAACGUGUAAUACUGUUAAAUAUCAAUAAAAACUUGCGCAGUUCAAAGUUGUUUGUUGAAUAGUAACGCCACUAAUGAUGCUGUAUUGAUUAAACAUAUGGAAGUUC
Drosophila innubila is the source of this 446-nucleotide messenger RNA. RefSeq names its product NADH dehydrogenase [ubiquinone] 1 beta subcomplex subunit 2, mitochondrial-like. The transcript is spliced from 3 exons. The record is from RefSeq and is a predicted model, not a curated record. Lineage: Eukaryota; Metazoa; Arthropoda; Insecta; Diptera; Drosophilidae. The coding region runs from base 53 to 349 and encodes 98 amino acids. Gene Ontology annotation, cellular component: mitochondrial inner membrane.